CCUAUUUUUUCACAAACUCACUGAGAAUUGUUCAUACAAACUAACUAUCAAUGGCCGCAAGCGCACUGUACAGUGGAACUGUGUUUGUUCCUCCUCUCUCCCAUAAAACUCCUAAACAUGUUCGCUCUAUCUGCUUCAAUCCUUCUAUUAGCCUCCCUAGGUCAAGAUUUUGUGCAAUAGUGGCAGCACCAUCGCUUUCUCGUCGGGUGUUUAGAGUACAUGGGUUGAUGGAUGAUGAAUCUGGGACUGCCCCAAAACCAGAAUCACCAAAUUCUGAAGGGAGUGCUAGUAUUGACUUGAAGCUUCCAAGACGAAGUUUGCUUGUACAGUUUACAUGUGUGUGUGGUGAAAGAACAAAGAGGCUAGUGAACCGGCUAGCUUAUGAAAGGGGUGCUGUUUUUGUUCAGAGUUGCAGUUUUGGAAAUAUAAUUAUAGGUGGAAAUGAAGCUGAUACUUUGGGAAAAGACCAAGGGUUAAAUGCAAUAUAUGAUGUUUUGGACAGAGUUCAUACAACCACAUAUAAGGAACUGUGAAAAUUAGGUCAAAUACAGAAGAAGGGAGGGUUGAGUUGUCCAUUAAUUUUUUUUGCAAUAAUUAGGUCCAGUAAUUUGCAAGAACAAUUUUUGACAUGGUGAAAAAGAGGUUUUUAAGUCUGAUGAUUGAUCGAAUGCAAUUUU
Messenger RNA from Vigna radiata var. radiata (mung bean), 677 nucleotides. RefSeq names its product DNL-type zinc finger protein. The transcript is spliced from 4 exons. Bases 51 to 533 code for a protein of 160 amino acids. The record is from RefSeq and is a predicted model, not a curated record. Gene Ontology annotation, molecular function: zinc ion binding; protein-folding chaperone binding. NCBI's taxonomy places the organism in Eukaryota, Viridiplantae, Streptophyta, Magnoliopsida, Fabales, Fabaceae. Gene Ontology annotation, cellular component: mitochondrion. Gene Ontology annotation, biological process: protein import into mitochondrial matrix; protein stabilization; protein folding.